Messenger RNA from Marmota monax (woodchuck), 10951 nucleotides. RefSeq names its product nuclear VCP like (gene Nvl). The record is from RefSeq and is a predicted model, not a curated record. Gene Ontology annotation, cellular component: nucleus. Lineage: Eukaryota; Metazoa; Chordata; Mammalia; Rodentia; Sciuridae. Gene Ontology annotation, molecular function: ATP hydrolysis activity; ATP binding; preribosome binding. Bases 91 to 2658 code for a protein of 855 amino acids. The transcript has 25 exons. Gene Ontology annotation, biological process: ribosome biogenesis.
GCGAGGACGGCGAUUGCUGCGGACAGCCUUGAGAAGGCCCCCGGUUCAUGUGGUACUGGCGGCCGGAACCGAGGCCUCCAGAUAGACGUAAUGAAGCCCAGACCCGCAGCGUUCGUGGAUAAUAAACUGAAGCAGCGAAUCAUCCAGUACCUCACCAGUAAUAGAUGUGGCAAAUAUGUGGACACUGGAAUCUUAGCAUCUGAUUUGCAAAGAAUAUACAGUAUAGACUAUGGUCGAAGAAAAAGAAAUGCUUUUAGGAUUCAGGUAGAAAAAGUAUUCAGCAUAAUCAGUAAUGAGAAAGAAGUGAAGAAUCUGGCAGAAUUAGAAGAUGAACAUCUGGCAAAAAGAGCAAGGCAAGGUGAAGAGGAUAAUGAGUAUACUGAAAGCUAUUCUGAAGAUGAUUCAAUUGUGGAAGAUUACCCAGAUCCACAGUCAGCAAAUCACAUGAACAGUUCGCUGCUCUCUUUAUAUCGGAAAGGAAAUCCUGAUUCUGUCUCAAAUACUCUGGAGGUGGAGCAAAGAGAAACUACUGCUUCAGCACCACGACUAACUAAAACAAGUUCCAUUCCUUUGAAGACUCCUGCAAGAGAAUCUGAGGGAGGAUGGUUUAUUGAUACAACCCCAUAUGGAAAAAGAGACAGUUUUUUCUUGGACCUAUCAGAUAAUAAAAGUAACCAUAAGAAGCCAGUAUCUGAUAUCCAGGAUUCAAAAGAGUCUUCUUUUCUGGAGAGUGAUAAUAAAAGGAAGGGUAGGCUAAAAGGCAAAGGAAACAAAAGAAAGAAGGAAGAUCUUCAGGAAGCGGAUGGAGAAAUAGAAGCUGUCCUGCAAAAGAAAGCCAAAGCCAGGGCACUAGAACUGCAGAUAUCCAGUGUGAAGUUUGAAGAUGUUGGAGGCAAUGAUACUACAUUAAAAGAGGUCUGCAAGAUGCUCAUUCACAUGCGUCAUCCAGAAGUGUACCAGCACUUGGGUGUUGUGCCCCCACGUGGAGUUCUUCUUCAUGGACCACCAGGCUGUGGGAAGACAUUGCUUGCACAUGCAAUUGCUGGGGAACUUGACCUGCCAAUUUUGAAAGUAGCUGCUCCAGAGAUUGUGUCGGGAGUUUCUGGGGAGUCCGAGCAGAAGCUCAGAGAUUUAUUUGAGCAAGCUGUGUCAAAUGCACCCUGUAUUGUUUUCAUCGAUGAAAUUGAUGCUAUUACUCCCAAAAGAGAAGUUGCUUCAAAAGAUAUGGAACGAAGAAUUGUAGCCCAGCUCCUAACCUGCAUGGAUGAUUUGAAUAACGUGGCUGCUACAGCUCAAGUCCUGGUUAUUGGAGCUACUAAUCGACCAGAUUCGUUAGACCCUGCUUUGAGACGUGCAGGAAGGUUCGACCGAGAAAUAUGCUUAGGUAUCCCUGAUGAAGCAUCCAGAGAAAGGAUACUUCAAACUUUGUGCCGAAAACUAAGACUUCCUGAGACUUUUAACUUUUGUCACUUAGCACACUUAACGCCAGGCUUUGUUGGUGCUGAUCUGAUGGCACUCUGCCGAGAGGCAGCUAUGUGUGCAGUCAACAGGGUCUUGAUGAAGCUACAUGAACAGCAGAAGAAAGAUCCUGAGAUUGAAUGUUUGUCAUCUGAAGGAGGCCAAGAAGAAAGAUUGGGAACUGAACCCAUAUCUGAAACUCAGGAUGACUUGCAAAGGCUUCUGGGGUUAUUAAGAGACCAAGAUCCCCUUUCAAAGGAGCAGAUGCAAGGACUGUGCAUUGAAUUGAAUGAUUUCAUUGUGGCUCUAGCUUCAGUCCAACCCUCUGCCAAAAGAGAAGGCUUUGUCACUGUCCCAAAUGUGACAUGGGCAGAUAUUGGUGCCCUAGAAGAUAUUAGAGAAGAGCUCACGAUGGCAAUAUUGGCACCAGUACGUAACCCAGACCAGUUCAAAGCUCUUGGAUUGGUGACUCCAGCAGGAGUCCUUCUUGCUGGUCCUCCUGGCUGUGGGAAAACUCUGCUGGCAAAGGCUGUGGCAAAUGAGUCUGGACUGAAUUUUAUAUCAGUCAAAGGCCCUGAAUUACUAAAUAUGUAUGUUGGUGAGAGUGAACGUGCUGUACGACAGGUUUUUCAGCGUGCUAAGAACUCAGCACCCUGUGUGAUAUUCUUUGAUGAAGUAGAUGCUUUAUGUCCUCGAAGAUCAGACCAAGAGACAGGUGCAAGUGUUCGGGUGGUGAAUCAGCUGCUUACAGAGAUGGAUGGUCUGGAAGCACGUCAGCAGGUUUUUAUUAUGGCAGCCACUAAUAGGCCAGAUAUCAUCGACCCUGCCAUUCUGCGCCCAGGUCGGCUGGACAAAACACUCUUUGUGGGUAUGCCACCCCCAGCAGACCGUCUUGCCAUCUUAAAAACUAUCACAAAAAAUGGCACCAAACCUCCCCUGGAUGCAGAUGUAAAUUUGGAAGCAAUUGCUGGUGAUCUUCGCUGUGAUUGCUAUACGGGUGCAGAUCUCUCUGCUUUGGUACGAGAAGCUUCUCUGUGUGCCCUGAGACAGGAAAUGGCAAGACAGAAGAGUGGAAAUGGAAAAUGUGAGCUCAAGAUUAAUCAUACACACUUUGAAGAAGCUUUCAAGAAAGUGAAACCAUCUAUAUCAGUAAAGGAUCAAAUGAUGUAUGAAGCUCUUCAUCGCUCCCUCAGCCGGUGACAUAUUAAGCAGUUGCUUGGAGGAGUCCAGACAUCAAGCUAGCAGAGAAAAAUACCUGCUCUGAAGUACCCACUUUCAGUUUGACCCAGAUGUGGUCUCAUGUAAGCAUUUUUCAAAUUAAUGAACUGAAGCUAGAGCUGAAGAUUCUUCUCAUCUGUUCCAAUCUUGUGGGAAUAUUCUCUAUUUUCUCUUUAAGACAAAGAAAUUUUUUUAAAACUGCCAAAAUAAAACUUUAUUCAAAUGAAAUUUUUAUUUUGAAUCAGUAUACCCAAAAGCUACACAUUUUUUCCCCCGAAAUCCCUGAAAGUACGUGUCCAGCCCAUGCCCCUCCUCGUCAAGUACAUUCAUGUAGACUUCCUAACCACUAGGAUAUUUUACAUAACCAACCAUCAAAAUCAGGAUAUUAGCAUUAGCAGUUUGCUGCCAUCUAAUCUUCAGGCCCUACUCAAGUUUCUCUAGCUAUCUGAGUGAGUUGUUGAGUCUCUCUGGUCUUAUAAUGUGGAAGCAUUCCUCUACCUUGACAUUUGCAUACACACACACCCCCCACAUACCUAUUUUCUUUAUUUGGACUUCAUACAUUUUAAGCACAUGCUCCAUCACUGACCUAGAAGUGGAUGCCCAUGUUAUGUUACAGACAGACUUUCAAGACCAAGGUAAAUGUCAGGAUGGGAAAAGUAAGUGGACUUUCAGGAGCUUCUCUCCACUUUCAUCUGCACAGCGGCUCUUCUCCCACAUCCUCCUCCCACAUCCAUCCAGUGGAGAGCUUCAGUGCUUCUCUUAUUGUCUUCAGACACUGAUUAUUUAGAAAUGUUCCUGAAAUCCAUCCCAUUGGUUCUCACAGCACCACCCUAACAUAGGCUGUCAUUACCUUUCAAGAUUCCUGCUGUGGCUCUCAGGAGGUGAGGUAGGAGGAUUGCCAGGAGGCCAGCUUCAGUAACUUAGCAAGGCCUUAAGCAACUUAAUGAGACUCUGUUUCAAAAUUAAAAAAGGUGUGGAUGUAGCUCAAUAGUAGAGCACCUCUGGGUUCAAUCCCCAGUAACAAAAGGGGUGGGGGACAGUAUUAGUGUACUCUGAUAAUGGGGUGUUCUGGUCCUCUGAAUUCUAAGAGUAACCUACCAGAUACCCACACAGGCCUAAGUGAGGAUUUGGUUAUUUUAGGUACUUUAAAAUAGACAAAAGCAGCCUUGAAGUUCCUGAAAAGGAACUUAGGCACCUAUUAUUACUGAGACCCAUAUAUCAGAGGUAUUAACCUAUAGCAUGCCUAAAGUUAGUGGGAGUAUGUUGUUUAGCUGUAUGAUCUGUAAAAUUGACAAUAGAAGCAAGAACCUGGAAUCAAGUGAGACUGAAGGACUUAUUAAAUUUUUCCUUCUAUUUUCAUGGAACUCAGGCCUAAUGUCCAGAUCCUUAGCCUAGAAACUUUUGCUGCACCAAAUUCCCCUUUUUUGCAUCUGCACUGCAAAGCCCAGGUUUUCCAUUUCUAUCUUUCUACUCUUACCCAAGAGUAGGGAAGUGCUAACCUAAAGUUAACUCUUGACUCACCUAAUUUUCGGCCCUUCCUUCUUUUCUGAGAAUUCAUUCAUUUUGAUGGGUUCUGUGGAGUCAACAGGCCCUUAGAAAAGUGGUCUGAAGUAGUUGAAGCCCUCCAUCCAGGGCAUACAGGUAGCCUCAUCUAUCUACCUCCUUCCACCAUCCCCAGGAAACUAUGGGAGGAAGUGCCUCCACUAAAAUGAGAAAGUCAGUGAAGGGAAAAGAAAGACAUCUCCAGAGAGAUGAGAUGAUAAGGAAGCUUGACAGAGGAUAGCAGUAUUUUCCCCAGAGGACCGCCAUUCCAGUCUGUGCUGUCUCAGGAGACAGACUCAUUUAAGAUUAUGACCACGGAGGAUCCAACUGCUUUGGUAUUUGAAGACAAAAUGCCCAGGUGUACCAAGUCCACUACAUACCCUGCUUCUCAAGAGUACCUGGGGACAUUGAUAUUCCUUCCAGGCAAAAAAUCCACAGUGGCCACUGCCCUUUGACCACAUUUUUGCUGGAUAAGCAAUACCUCAUCACACCCUCGCUGUUGGCACUCCCAGAAGGUCUCCAGAGACAUGAGAAGAGCUGAAGCCCGCACCUGUGCUCAGCUCGUCUUCUGGGAGCUUGUACCUAGUGGGAGCAUAAUUGCCCUUCCUUGACCAAGCCAGGUCUGUGAUUGCUGCUCAGCUUCUCAAAACUCAACAGUGUUUUUGAAGAUUUGCUUAUAAGGAAGAUAAUUAAGAAGAAAUGCAAGAAAGUAACAUCUGGAUAGUGGUCACUUGUGGUGAGUAGGAAGAGGCAUGUGAUUUUUUUUUUAAAAAUGAUUGUUCUUGAGGCUGAGGUUGUAGCCUAGUGGUAGAGUGCUUACCUAGCAUGUGUGAGGCACUGGUUCGAUCCUCAGCACCACAUAAAGAUAAAUAAAGGUAUAAAAAAUACAAUAACAUUUAAAGAAAUGUUCUUUUUCUGAACCUGUGGUAGGCAAAUGGGGUUUACUUCUCUAAGCUGUACAUUUGUAUUUUGUACUCUUUUUUUGUAUUUAUGUCUCACAAUAAAAGCAAUUUUUAAAAGUUGAAUAUUGCUUUUGGAAGAAUAAAUACAAAUAAUUAUUUCUACUGAAAUAAUUGGCUGAGGCAGAAGUGAUUCAAUUGAUCUGUAGAUGGUUUCAUGUGAGCCUCUGACAGCUUUAGCUCAGCUCAACUAGCAGAAAGCAAUCAUCAGUCCUGUAAGCCUUGGAUUUCUGCCACUGUUGACUCACUGAGCAAAUGAAUUUGCCUUCAGGAAUAUGUGCAGUUUAGUCAGGCAUGGCACACACCUUGGAGGCCGAGGCAAGAGGAUCACAAGUUUGAGGCCAGCCUCAGUAAUUUAGCAAGACCCUGUCUUAAUUAAAAGAAAAAGAGAGAGAGAGAAAGAAAGAAAAAGAGGUCUGAAGAUGUAGCUCAGUGGUAAUGUAUCCCCUGGAUUCAAUCCUCAGUACUCCAGCCCCCACCCCCAAGUGCAGUUCAGACAAGCAUUUGUGCUCACCUCAAUUUCAAUAUGAAAUACAUUUGGUAAAUGUAAGAAGUACAAAAGAAAAACUAAAAACUGAUACCUUUUGUCCCCAUGCUUUGCAUGUUUCCUUCUUCCCCUGUAAUCAAGUCCAAUUAGCUGGCUGUUUGAUGAGUCAGCACACUAAGAAUUUCUUCUGUGUUAGUCACAUAAAUUGCCUCAGCAUGUACAGUCUAUAUAUAUGUAUGUAAUAUAUACACACAUGUACAUAUGUGUGGCUAUUAGGAAAUGGUAAAACUUGUAAGAUGUGGGCCUACCUGGAAAAAGUCAGAUAUAGGGGAGGUCCUUAAAAGGGAUUGUGGGAUCCUACCCUUUCCUCUUUACUUUCAUAUCAGCCAUGGAGUGAAUGGAUGUAUGUCAACUCAACCUAUGAUGUACUGAGCCUCCACAGACUGAAAGCAACAGGGCAAAACAAGCAAAAAAACUACCUUUCCUCUUUUCAAAUUGCUAUAUCUUAGGUAUUUGUUAUACUAUUAAGGAAUGGAAUCCCUUUUGUAUGUUGUAUGCUCUACCCUGAUACAGUAAGAAUAGAAUAUUUAUUCACAAGGUGGUCAAAUGUUAGAAGAUGGUAGUCCCAGGUUUCCAAAACACCUCCCAAGGAUACAGUUUCAGGUAUUUGUGAUAUAAAGCAGCAGGGUGGUCUGAGUUGUGGAGAGAAAUGAUUGGCAAUAGGGGAAAGUGAUGUAAUCAGUGUUCUGCAUAUGAGUAAUCAAGUGUGGGCAUCUUCCUAGGACACAUCCACAGAAAAUGGUGUGUUUAUGUGCUUUCAGGGUGGAAUAUUCAGUUUCUAACUUCAAAAGUGACCCUUUGGACACCUGUGUGAGAGGAGCCAAGAACUUGAAUGCUGGGCAGUGAGUGGCAAGGUCCCACCAGGGAGAUGUCUCCAGUACAGUGAGGAGGACAGAGCUGCAGUUAUAGACCACCAUGCUGGCCUGUGACAGGCUUGAAAGGAAGGUCAGGGAGCUGCACGUCACCCUUGCACAAGUUGAGUGUGGAAAGAGCUUGGGGAGUUGACUGCACAACCCGUGAUACACUCUCACCCUUGCUGAGAGCCAUGGCUGGCCUGCUGCCCUUAUUCCUGGGAAUGAUGGAACUGAUACUAUGACUACAAAAUUCACAUGUGCUGGAGUUUUUAGGAAGAAUACUCUGAAUUUGAGGAAAAUGUUCAUUGUCGGAUCCUUUCUGCAAAUUAACGGAGUUAAAAUUUCGACCCUGGAUUUGAAUUUUAGCUGUUUUGCUUUAGACAGGUUGCUUAUUCUUUCCUAUUAUUUUCUUCGGCUGCAUAAUGAGGAUAAUACCUGUGUGAGGGUUAAACAGACCAUAGGUAGACUGACACAGUGGUUGGCACAGGGUAGAAGUGAGGUACUUGAGUUCCCAGUUCUUUGAAGAUAAGCUGCACAUUUCUGUACCUAGUGCUUUAGUUAAAAUAGUUUGGAUCCUUAAUAUAUAAUUCUGUGAGGUAGGCUAAAGUUCUCUCUACACCCUUGUUUAUGUAUGAAUUUACUCAGCAAACUUUCCCAGAGCCAAGGUAACCUUCAGGGCAGCCAAGUCCAAACAGGCCUGGAGCAAUGUCACUGUUUUUCCUCCAUUGCAGCCAUGAGCUUGAGCUGGUUACAGGGAAUAGCUCACUGUAUCUCCUGGACUGUGGGAAGACAAACAGGAGUGAAGGGGCCCAGCCCUCACUACAGAAUAUUCUCCCAAUUGUACCAUUUCUGACUGAAACUUAUGGAUUCCCACAUGGAUACAUUAUUGCCCAACUCCUCAUUGCAUACAUGAACAGACAGAGGUUCUUUGUAGAUGCAGUUGAAGGGGGAUAUAAGAGAGUAUUGGCAAGGGCUUGGGCUUAGAACAGGGUGGUUCACUUCAUGUUAGGAUUCUGCCUCCAGCGUCAGAUCAAACUAGUCACCUUUUGGCAAGUAACAAAUUCUUGGAUUCUUUCUUUAAAAGGGGAUAAGAUAAUUUAUUUUCUAUUAUGUAAAUUAAAAGGACAUAAUGGUGCUAAAUUGGAUUGAAAUAGGAUGGUCAUUUUCCUAUAUAUGAUUACACCUGUCUGAAUCUGUGAAAAAGGAGACAACAGAGGAAUCAAAGGGAUGUAUCCAUAUGGUUCUCCUAUGGUCAACUCAGGGAGCUUUUCCAAAGUGUCCAGGGGGUUAUGGCUUGAGUGUGUCCAGAAACACAUAGUCAGGUAACUCCAAGCUGAUUUGCUAAGAGCCAACUCACUUCCCAAAGGACUGAGGUUUCUGAGAUUUUCCUAUAACCCUCUCCUCUGCCCAGCCCCAACUCCUAAUGGAAACAAAGGGCUGCAGACUGCUUUAAGCAGUCAAAAUCUCCCCUGAUGGUCCCAGGGCUGGGCUGGAGCUGAGGAAGAACAGAAGCAGGUGCUCUGAGGGAAAGCAUACCUGGGCACACAGAAAACAUCAUGCAGCAGGGAUAUGAGGCCUGAGGGGCAAUGUUCAUGUGGGUUGAGUUUGUCAUUUGGUCUUGAUUUUUGAUGACCUGACUUGUUUUCACAUAUGUACUUUUGAGAAGGUAACAGGAAAUAAAGAAUUGCUAUUAUAAAAUUGAAGGGUGUUAGAAUUGAAUUAGAAUCUGAAGUUGUUCUUUUCACUGGAAAAGAGUUCUCAAAGUGUUUGUGGCAGGGAUUGUGAGGAGAUGCCAGACUGAUGUAUGAUCAUGUCUCUGUAAAGUAAUCCCCUCAUGAUCUGGGGUACUUCCCUGAGGCCUCUGACCCCUUGGGUUGAGGAGAAUCCUUGGAUAGUGAAGUGUAAGGAAGAUUCCCCAGGGACUCCACUCUGGGAAGCAGAGGUGGGUACAGAGGGAAGAACUCAGCCCUGAGAGGUGGGGAUUCAGAGUUCAGUGAGUGUGGACAGGGAGGCCUCUAAUAGAGCUGUGUGAGUAGGCAGGGCCUUCUCCUUGUUGGUGCUGAAGCAGACAUGAGCUUAAAAAUAGGAGAGAUCACAUGAGUGUGUUUCUUCUGAAGAAGAUAGAAAGGAACCCACUUUCUGGCAUAUGGAAUGCCCAGCCUGGAGGGGAAAUAGGUUUCUCAGUGUGUGGUUAUGGCCAAGAGGGGGAUUACUGUUCAUCAUGGGAAGGGAAAAGGGGGUGGGGUGGAGAGGGUGACACCCUCUUAUGCCAAAAGAAUUCUCGGCUGCUCAUGUGAGGCUCACACCACUACCUGGACAAAUGAAGGGUCAUUCUGGGUCUUAUGAAACUCUCCCCAAAGGUCUGUUGGGGCAGCCUUUGAGAAUAAGCUCACAGGGGAGGGGAUUACAGAGGCCGUGCUUGGAUUGGAGAUUGCAGCUCCACAAGGAUUUAUCAUCUCACUGUUGGCAGUUGGAUUCCUCCAUCUUUCACACAGCAUCCAUUCAGUCCUUUCCCCCAAGAACUGCAAGGAUAGAGAUGUGUGCCUACUAACCAGUGGUCUGCUUGUGAUAUAAGGGCACCUUGUGUUUCCUUGAGUUCCACCUUCCUUCCCAGAAGGUGCUGUUUAUACUAGCAGCCCCACCCAGCCACAGUUCCCGAGGAUCUCCUAAUUGUACUUAGCCUUCGCAUUGGGUCUUGUCGCCAAUUCACGUUUGUGAGAGCCACUGCCUUCAAAACUACAGUGAGGUGUCCACUCAUUGCCACCUGAAACCUCCCGUUGGUGGAGUCCAGUUACUGGCUUCCUGAGCCAUCUGUCAAAACAGUUGAAACUUGGCAGAAUUAAAGCUGUCCCUUUUUGGAUGAUACUCCCAAUUCUUGUUCCUGUGUUAUUAGUAGCUUUCCAAGCAAACAGUACCUCCCUGAUCUGACCUGUAUAUCCACAUAUUGUCCAGUCCUACACCUCUUCCCUAGUCAGGAAUCCCCAGCUGUCCUAAUUUUCCAUUGCUAAUGCUCCCCACUCACUGCUGACACUAUAGCCACUGCAGGGCUCUUAGCUAAUCAGCCUCAGGCCUCACCUCCAGGUGGUUCAGUGCCCUCUCUUCCCUCUACAGGCUUCUGCAGGCUGGUCCUUAGUCUCAGAACUGAAUACAGAAAGGAUCUAAGGUGAUCGUAGCACUUAUGGGUUUCUUCCCAGCCUUAGGUCAUCAGACUGUUCUUGCUUCAUUACAAAUUAUUGAAGCUCCAGGAAGAUUUGCCUAACAAGAAACAGCACAUUUCCUUGUACAAUGAAAGUCCUUCCAAGUCAGCAGGGCAGGUAGCAUAGAAGAGGAGUGUAAGGUUUGCCGGACAUGGGUUCUGGCCCUGGCUGUCAUCCUGUGUCCUCAGGCUAAUCACCUGUCCAUAGAGCUUCAGUUUCUUUAAAUGGAAAGUGUGGAGUUAGCUUAUUAGUCUGACAGGAGUUAGAAUGUUAAUCUAUGUGUACUGGCUGGCAGAGAACUAGGUCCAGAUAUGCACCCUCCACCCCAUCAUAGCCACAUGUCAUCUCUCCCUUUUUCGUGAAGUCCCUUAUUGCUGAAUUCUGAACAGGACAUGCAUUUCCCAGCACUAAAGCCUCAGCUCCUUUGUUUGGCACCCCCUUUAUGUUCUCAUUCUCUAGUGCAAUAUUUGGUGAGGAAUAUACAAAAUGAAUGAAUGGAUGGAUGUGCUUUUACUAUGGAUUCAAACAUGACUAUUUCAUAAUUGAAUUUUAUAUUUGAAGGAUAUUAAAAUAACAUCCCCAAAGACAACUCCCAGAGAGAAAGGAGGACAUUGUGGCCUGGGAGGAGAGAGGGGGAGGUGAACGCAAAUAUUCAUCCCUUCCCAUUGACGAUGAGUCCUGAAGGAAGGAGGUGAAUAUUGAACACUGGGCCCUGAACUCUCACCCUUUCCCAUUGCUGAUGAGUCCUGGAAGGAGAAAACCAAAUAGUGAAGCUCUGGGUAACAAUGGAUCCCAAAGGAAGAAGAUAAGCAAUGAGCUUCAUGCUCUGGGCUUUUAUUCUUUCCCAGUAACAUUGAGUCCUGAAGGGAAGGCAAACAAAUGAACUCUGGGCUCUAAAUUUUUACCCCAGGGACAAUAAAUUUCAAGCUUUAUAGUUGUUUUCCUGAGUUAAAUUUUUAAUCUGCACAACUAUUCCUGACUGCCUAAUUGCAUGUCUGCAGUCUCUAAUGAUUAAGUUACACUGUUUAGUGUAACUAAAUCUGCUAAGAUUAACUCUCAGUGUAACCCAUGAAAACCCAGACCCCUUCUGUAACCAGGGGCCAUUUUCUACCCAGAAAGUGAGCCCCUCUGAUGUCUGACUCUGCUGAUGAAUAAAAGGCAUUGCUGAUCCAUGAA